ACAAACAUGUACGCAAAUAAUUUGUAGUAUAAAAUAAAUGUUCUCUUCCUUCUCUAUCUACACUCUCCCAGCUCACACUCCUCUUUAUCUCUAUCUACAUCUCUCUUUCUGUAUCUAUAGUUUGCUUCUCCUUUUCAUUCAGUAAAUAUGCCAAAGACUCUGAUCUAAACUCUGAGCACGUACGACCAAAGCGCGACGCGAAAAGGAACGGCAAAGUGCAGCACGACGAAGUUUCAGCAUUUUAUAUCUAACUGGGCUGCUGAUUUUAAUUGAGUUAAAAUCCAAUUUCACUUAUUUGGGUACAGCUGAGCAGAGUUUAACUCAAUCAGAAGUUAUCCCGUGAUAUGAGAAAAUUCUGAUAGCUUAGGUCAACUAUUUUGAUAUGGGCUUGAUUGAUCGUCAGCAUGAAGAUGGUUUUAGUUGGAGAUUUAGUGGUGUCCAGAUUUUUCUUAAUCAGCAUUGACUAACUAAACAACAGUGAAAUUGGGAGGAACAUUACACAUGCUCAGUUGUGAACUGAAACUCCUCUAUGCUGAUGAAGUUAUAUUGUUGAUUUCUUUUCAAGUGCUCAAAGGAUUUCCUGAUUAACUUCACAGUCUGCUCAUCUCAAGGUGAAAGUCAAGCUUGGUUUUGACCUACUUUGCAGCUGCUUGACACUCUUGAGGAUAAUGCAGUUCGUCUUCUAUUUCUGAAUUACAAAAAGAAAAAAACAAUGGAAUAUGAGACGCUGGUAACUGAUUAUCAGCCAAGAACUAGAGGGCGGGUUCUUGCUGCUAUUGGACCGGUGCUUUGGAUUGCUAUCAGCUAUGUAGACCCUGGGAAAUGGGCAGCAUCUAUAGAGGGUGGUGCUCGGAUUGGUUUUGAUUUGUCCUUACUGGUGCUUAUUGUAAACUGUGCUGCUAUUUUAUGUCAGUACCUGUCCGCACGUGUAGCAAUUGCCACUGGAAAGAAUCUUGCACAGAUUUGCAGCGAGGAAUACAAUGAUUUGACAUGCAUACUUUUAGGAAUUCAAGCAGAGAUCUCAAUGAUUGUGUUAGAUCUCACAAUGAUCCUGGGCACUGCUUAUGGCCUCAAUGCUGUUCUUGGAAUCGACCUAUUUAAUUGUGUUUUCUUGACUGGCUUUGAUGCAAUCCUGUUUCCAUUUCUUGCUAGCUUCCUUGGAAAUCCCAGGGCAAAGAUCUUAUCUAUAUGCUUGGCAUGCUUCGUAUUAGCAUCUUAUGGCUCGGGAGUUUUAGUAAGUCAAUCAGAAAGCUCAUUUUCCACGGGUGGGAUUCUUAAUAAGUUGACUGGAGAAAACGUAUACACACUCAUGAGCAUCGUUGGAGCAAAUAUCAUGCCCCACAACCUAUACCUCCAUUCUUCUAUUGUACAGGGUGAGGGGCGAAUAGACAUUCCUAAAGAGGCACUGUGUUAUGACCAUUUUUUUGCCACUUUAUGCAUCUUCAGUGGCAUUUUCCUGUUGAACUCCAUGCUUGUGAACUUGGCUGCCAAUGUGUUUUAUAGUAGUGGAAUAAUUUCGCUCACUUCACAGGAUGCAUUAUCAUUACUUGAUCAGGGAUUUCGAAGUACGUUAGCUUCAGUUGCUUUAAUAUUCAUUAUGUUUGUCUCCAAUCAACUUGUAGCUGUAUCUUGGUGUCUUGGAGUUGGAAGACAAGUGACUACCCUUGAUUUCUUCAGAUUGGAGAUUCCUGAUUGGCUUCACCGAGCCACUAUCAGAAUAAUUGCCAUAAUUCCUGCACUUUUCUGUGUUUGGAAUUCAGGAGCUGAAGGUAUAUUUCAACUCCUGAUCUUUACACAGGUUGUGGUUGCUCUUCUGCUUCCAUCUUCUGUCAUCCCUUUAUUUCGAGUGGCUUCCUCCAGAUCGAUUAUGGGAGUAUACAAAAAUCCUCUUCUGGUGGAUUUCUUUGCUCUAGCCUCCUUUAUUGGCAUGCUGGGUUUAAAGAUUGUGUUCGUCAUUGAACUGGUAUUUGGAAGUAGCGAUUGGGUUGUUAGUUUAAGGUGGAACAUUGGAAGUAGUGUGCCUAUUUCAUAUAUCAUUCUUCUGAAAGUUGCUUUUGCCUCCUUAUGUUUGACGCUUUGGCUGGCAAUUACCCCAUUGAAGUCUGCAAGUUCUAGUGUAGAUACACAGGCAUUGAAGUGGGAUGGUAAAGUUGCUGUGAUUGAUCCAUCUGUAGAGAGAGGCCCAACUGAAGUUAGUGAAGUCCAACAUCAAUUGGAAAAGUGUGUGGAAAAGCAGGAAGCUGCUUUAUCAUCUGAGAGAUUCUCUGGGAACCAUCAGAACUUACGGACUCCACCUCCAGAUUUGAAUUUGCAUGAAACACUUUUGGAUUCUGAGAUUAAUCUUGAGCUAACUACAAUUCAGGAGAAUACAUCUGAUGUUACAUUUUCAAAGGCUUCUCCAGGUAAUCCUGAGGCACCAGCAACCGUUUCAGAAUCUGCCUUUCCUGGAUCUGAUGUGAUUAGUAAAAGUGAAUCAUCGCUUGAUGGUGACUUGAGCGCAGAAACAAAAGACAUGGUGGAGAAGACGUUGAAAAUUGAGGGAGAUGUCCAGAAUGAGAAGGACUAUGAAGCAGAUCAAUGGAAGCCUCAGGAGUCGAUCAAAGAUGUUUCUGAGAGUGGCCUGUCUUUGUCUUCUGAUGGUCCAGGGUCUUUCAGAAGUGUUGGUGGAAAAAAUGAUGAUGUAGGAAGUGGUGCGGGAAGUCUUUCAAGAAUAGCAGGGUUAGGUCGUGCUGCAAGGCGCCAGUUAAGUGCUAUUCUUGAUGAAUUCUGGGGACAGCUGUUUGAUUUUCAUGGACAAGUUACACAUGAAGCCAAGGCUAAAAAAUUGGAUGUUUUGUUGGGGGUUGAUUCUAAGGGAGAUUCGAAAUCAUCUUUGGCUUCAGUUAAACUGGAAAGCAUCAGUAAAGAUACUACUGGAUAUAUCCCAUCUCCUGGUGCUAGAGGACCUGAGCUUUUAAGAACUUCUAGCUUUUACGGUUCCUCAAUGCAACAUAUUGGACAAAGUAACAUUGCAUCACCUCUUGGGGUUCAGCAGGGGUCGCCAAUGUGGUCUAAUCAAAUGCAUCUAAUAGAUGCAUAUGUGAGAAAUCCUAGCCACAAUACCCUUGACAAUAGUGAGAGGCGCUAUCACAGUGUGCAUAUCCCAUCAUCAUCUGAUGGUCAUGAUCAACAGCCAGCAACUAUUCAUGGUUAUGACAUGGUAUCAUAUCUGGGUCGAAUGGCUAAAGAAAAAGGUUCUGAUUAUCAAAAAAGUCAAUUGGAAUCACUAAAACAAACCUCAGUACCCUCUGUUAAAUCGAACUCCAUAGAUUCGUAUACUCGGCCAUCAGGGCAGAAGCCACAAAAUGGGUUGCGCAAGCCACCUGGUUUUCAUAAUAUUCCUGUUUCUGUGUCUCGAAUCAAUUCAUUAAUAACUGAGAGACCUUUUCACGAUAUUAGUUCUCAUGAACCCGUGGAUUACAACAAUAACUCGCCCAAUGUGAAGAAAUAUCACAGCUUGCCAGAUAUAACAGGACUUUAUAUCCCUCACCGAGAUUCCUCAUCGGAUAAAAGCUCUCAACGGGAUAAUUCUAUGGGCUACGGGCAAUCCAUUAGCCGGCCAGCUCGAGGGCAGAUGAGUUCAAGUGCUUCUUCAUGGGUUGGUACUGCUUUAGGAUUUAAUGAAUUUUCUCCUCCAAAGGUUUGUAGUGAUGCUUUUUCACUGCAAUACAAUUCGGGUUCAGGUGCUGGUUCGUUGUGGUCUAAGCAGCCUUAUGAACAAUUUGGGGUAGCUGAUAAAUCACCGUCAAAAAUUCCAGAGGCUGCAUCAUUGAUUGAAAUGGAAGCAAAGCUUCUGCAGUCUUUCAGAAGUUGCAUCAUGAGACUUCUGAAGUUGGAAGGAUCUGAUUGGUUGUUCAGACAAAAUGAUGGAGCUGAUGAGGACCUUAUUGAUCGAGUAGCUGCAAGGGAGAGAAUCCUUUAUGAAGCUGAAACUAGGAGUGUAGACAGAAAGCUUAGUACUGCUAUGAGAAUCGAUGAAACAGACCUGUCAAAGUUUAUGUCAGUUCCUGAUUGUGGUGAUGGAUGUGUUUGGCGAGUAGAUCUCAUUCUAAGCUUUGGGGUUUGGUGCAUCCACAGGAUUCUUGAACUUUCCCUCAUGGAAAGCAGGCCUGAACUUUGGGGGAAAUACACCUAUGUACUAAAUCGUCUUCAGGGGAUUAUUGAUCUAGCUUUUUCAAAGCCUCGUUCACCAAUGGCACCCUGCUUCUGCCUUCAGCUUCCUGUUGGAUACCAGCAAAAGUCAAGCCCGCCUGUUUCAAAUGGCAGCUUGCCACCUCCUUCAAAGUUAGGCCGGGGAAAAUUCACGACUGCAGCAAUGCUUCUAGACAUAGUCAAAGAUGUUGAACUUGCUAUAUCUUGCCGCAAGGGGCGAACAGGCACUGCAGCAGGCGAUGUUGCCUUCCCUAAAGGCAAAGAAAAUUUGGCAUCUGUUCUAAAAAGAUACAAGAGGCGGUUGUCAAAUAAACCAGUUGGUGAGAAGGCAGAAGUGGGACAUGGGAUGCGCAAGGCAGUUAGUUUAUCAUCUCCUCCAGGGUUGUAGCCCAUGUGUUAAGUUCAUAGGCGCUGGGAUGAAUAUUCGCAUUGAUUCUGGAGGAGAUGCACUCAGCUGCUAUGAACUAGCAGUCAGUCCCCUUUCCCCUUCCCUUGUGUAUUAAAAUCUUCACUGCACUUUUAGUUUCCUCGGUACUUUGGUCGUGUAUACAUAGGAUGUAACUGUGGUGGUCGAAGGAAACGGAAACGAAAACGAAAACGGGUAGAAGAAAGGUGGAAGUAUAUUUCUAUUGAAAGUGGAAUCUAGUUUUAACUUUACUUGGGCAUACUAACUGCUCCAGUAUAUAAUUUCUCCUCCAGGGUUGGGUUGCUUUACCUACUUCUUUGGACAGAGAGUGCUGAUGCAAUAUGCUCAUGCGUGUCUAUCCCACUUCACAUUUUGUAAUUAGUCACUAGAGGCAUCCCCAACUCCUAUGUUCAAGAUACAACCAAUGCCUCUAUUUAUGAAGUUGCAUCAUUUUGUCAAGUAAUGUACUCUCUCUUGAUAUAAUUCAUGACCCUUGCCCUUGCUUCAUUUAUUAAAUCACCUAAAAAAUACGAUGCUGCUGCUACACUACUGGAGAUUAAAAUUUGUGCUGUUUAAGUGUGGCAUCGAUCCGAUCUUGAUUAGAUCCAUUGGUUUUCUCACCAGAUAAAUAUAUAUGAUGAAUAUGACAUGUAGUUGAGAGAAAUGAACACUUGACAUAGACAUGAUUUGGAAUUUCCUCGAUGUAUCAUUUUUUCUUCCACACUAUUGAAGAUAUAUUUGUAGAUUAGGUUAUACAAAAAAGAUUGUAACCCAAGUCCUAACUCAACCCAAUUAACAUGAUUCCAUGCCCCAUGUCGUAUGUUGUUGACCUUAUCGCAAAAAGAGAUAAGAAAUGGGUGAUACAUCAUUAUUACUACUCGAUCUAGUGAUGGCAUCGCAUAGGCUUAACUAGCGACUUUUAUUUAAUCGUUGAUUUUGUUGUGUCUAUUUGCUACACUUCCUUGUUCAUCCACAGCAGAGGACGAAUAAGAAUAAAACAAAAAGGAAACAAUAAAGAAAGAAAGCCCUUUUGCUUAAUUAGAUUGCAAAUCCACUUUAGGUUGGCGGUGCACAAUUCAGCAUCUCUCUCUCCCAAAAUUGAGCUGCGUCAGUUGCAACUGCUUAGGAAAUUACUCAAUUAAGAACGUUCUUCCGUGUUUUGAAGAUUUUAGAGGAGUUUGAUGGGGUACGUGGUGGUGAUUUCUCUGCCGGUGAUCUUGUUCUUCUCAAUUACUGCGAUUGCAUGUUAUCUGUUUGGUAGGGAGAGAGGCCGUCGUCAAGCUGCAAGGCUUCCUCAGUAUGUUGGGCCGCCGGUUCCGGUUCCGGCUCCGCCUUCGCCUCCCCACAAGUAGAACUUCGUUACUGUACUCAUGCUAGUGAGUGCUGAAUUCAGAUUUCUUCAUCUUUCUGUCUGCGAAUUUACCAACUCACUUUGUAUGUCUAUAAUAAUAUAGAAAUAGCACAUUUUUUGUGAGUUUGUCACCAUAUAUACAUACAUUUAAGUGACUUUGGAUAGUUGAUUUUUUCAGCUACAAACUUCAAAA
Molecule: messenger RNA, 6141 nt
Organism: Salvia miltiorrhiza (redroot sage)
Lineage: Eukaryota; Viridiplantae; Streptophyta; Magnoliopsida; Lamiales; Lamiaceae
Product: ethylene-insensitive protein 2.1
Exons: 9
Coding region: 713-4579 (1288 amino acids)
Biological process (GO): ethylene-activated signaling pathway; metal ion transport
Cellular component (GO): membrane
Molecular function (GO): cadmium ion transmembrane transporter activity; manganese ion transmembrane transporter activity
Source: RefSeq, a predicted model, not a curated record